GCUCUGACUUCUUAUGUCAAGUUUACCUUUUUGAGAGUUUCACCUAGCUCGUUCACUUUGCUGUCCAGUCUCGAGCCGAUUAGUUGAACAGGAGAAAAAUUCGAAGGAAAUAAAAAAAAGAAAGCAGAAAUGGACUUGAACAAGCUGAAGAAGAUGGAGACGGAUGUGCGUAUUGGGGGCAAGGGAUCGGUGCGCCGCAAGCACAAGUUCGUCCGUACAUCGCCGGCCAUCGAGGAGAAGCGCCUGCAGACCGCCCUCUCCAAGCUGCACCUCAGCCAGGUGCCGGCCGUCAACGAGGUCACCAUGGUGAUGGCCGACUCCAGCGAGAUCCAGGUGCUGAUGCCCAAGGUCCAGGUCUCGACGAUGAACAACAUGUUUGUGAUUAACGGCGAGACGCGCCGUCAUCCGCCGGUUCACCAGCCGGAGCGCCCCAAGGAGAGCUUCCCGUCCGGUUCGGCGGGCAUGCCGAUGGAGCCGCCGCAGAAGGCCAAGAAGCCGAAGAAGCCGCGCAGUCGCCUUCGCUAUCGCAACAAGCUGGCCAAGGAAAUGCUCGAGCAGGCAAAGCAGUCUGGCGACAUUGAGGCCAAGGCUGGCCAGGGCGAGUCCCAGCAGGACGACCACGACCGCAAGGACGGCCAGGACGGCCAGGAUGGCCAAGAUGGCCAGGACGGCCAAGAUGGCCAGGAUGGCCAGGAUGGACAGGAUGGACAGGAUGGACAGGAUGGCGGCGGUGAUGGACCCAUUCGGAGCGCCAGCCCGAAGGCGAACCAAGUGGGCUCGGACCCCGACAACGAUUCGCUGGUCGGGGACGGUGACGGGGACGGAGACGUCUCCUCGGAGACAGAGAUGGGGCAGCCGGAGGAUGACGUCGAAACCGAUGAUUUUGAGCUCGACGACCAGUACUACGACCUCGAUGAAGUGGACUAGUUCGCCCCAAUUGCCUGCGGUCCCGCAGUUAAAAAAAAAGGCCUUGCCGCUAAUUAAAAGCAUUUACAAUA
Molecule: messenger RNA, 998 nt
Organism: Drosophila elegans
Lineage: Eukaryota; Metazoa; Arthropoda; Insecta; Diptera; Drosophilidae
Product: nascent polypeptide-associated complex subunit beta-like
Exons: 2
Coding region: 130-927 (265 amino acids)
Cellular component (GO): nascent polypeptide-associated complex; cytosol
Source: RefSeq, a predicted model, not a curated record